Molecule: messenger RNA, 864 nt
Organism: Zychaea mexicana
Lineage: Eukaryota; Fungi; Mucoromycota; Mucoromycetes; Mucorales; Lichtheimiaceae
Exons: 3
Coding region: 203-619 (138 amino acids)
Source: RefSeq, a predicted model, not a curated record
UUUCGCUCGUCAAUUAGAGCAAGGUUCGUUUAGCUUAUUUUUGGGUGGCCCCCAAGUAUACAGUAACACUAAAGCGUUGAGGCGCGUCCCAUUCCACCCAAAUGCAAUAGUUUGCUCCAUUUCACCUCAUGACAAUACAACAUUACGAUCACAAGAUGGAAAAGAAGAAGAAAACGAUCGAGAUCGUAACGAGUACUAUCCAAUGUCGGACGACGAUAUUGAUGACGAUUCUUUAACAGAUCAGGUGCCAUUUGGAUAUCAGCAACUUGCACAAGACGAGGACGAAGGUGUUUCCUUGACAGAAAAUGCUGAUGACGAUAGUAGUAGCGACGGGCAACGAGAAGGAACACACAUGACAAUAGCAGAGGCACCACCGACAGUUUCAUUGGACAAAACUGAGGAAAUUCCUGAAGACACGGCAAAUACGAUCAAGUCAAUCAUGGGUAGUAUCCAGAUGCCUGAUCAUGCAAUUCCAGAAUGGGCUAAAGCGAUUCCAGAAUCAAUGUGGCUGCCACAAUACCAGCAACAACAGGACCAAGAGGCAGAUGAUCGUGGUACUAGGGAUGAAGCAGUAGCAGAAACUGCAGGAACAACAACUACUACAGCUCAGAAUGCGUGAAAGAAGAAAGCUCAUCCUAGUUUGGCUGUGAAAACUCAUGAAAGUGAUAUCCCGCCAUGAGAUAGUAGCCGAAGAAGGCUUAAUAUUGGAUGUAUGCCUACACUAAUACAAUCUGAAAAUUGACAUCAUGUACUACUUUUACAUUGUACUUUCGAAUAAGGUCACAAUACUGUUUAUCUGCAUGGAUAGUCACUGCAAUGGCUCCGUACAACGGUCGAAUAUACAAAAGCUUAAAGUAAAUCAAA